Messenger RNA from Pieris macdunnoughi, 3651 nucleotides. The record is from the annotation of a GenBank genome assembly. NCBI's taxonomy places the organism in Eukaryota, Metazoa, Arthropoda, Insecta, Lepidoptera, Pieridae.
AUGGUGCGGUGGUUUGAGCAACAACGAGAGAGACGUAGAGUUAAAAGAGAUUAUAAGCCGUAUGAAGGGGCUCUAUGGUCCCAACUAGCGAGGCGACCAGCAUCACAUCGUACGCGACAUCGUGCUAUAACACCAUCUCUUUUCCCUGAUCCAUUGUUCAAAGAACAGUGGUAUUUAAAUGGCGGAGCAAAGGAUGGAUUAGACAUGAAUGUAGCACCGGCGUGGCAAAAAGGUUAUACAGGGAAAGGCGUAGUGGUCUCCAUUCUGGACGAUGGAAUUCAAACUAAUCAUCCGGACCUUAAACAGAAUUAUGACGCUCUUGCAUCAACUGAUAUCAACGGUAAUGACGAUGACCCCAUGCCUCAAGAUAAUGGAGAUAACAAACACGGUACUCGAUGUGCAGGGGAAGUAGCAGCAGUUGCGUAUAACCAAUACUGCGGUGUUGGUAUAGCUUACAACGCAAGUGUAGGCGGUGUUAGAAUGUUAGACGGAAUUGUCAAUGACGCAGUAGAAGCUAGAGCUCUAGGUUUAAAUCCUGAUCAUAUUGACAUCUACAGUGCCUCAUGGGGACCUGAAGAUGAUGGGAAAACCGUUGAUGGUCCAGGACCUCUUGCAAGAAGAGCAUUUAUCUAUGGGGUGACAAGCGGCCGAAGGGGCAAGGGUAGUAUAUUUGUUUGGGCUUCCGGCAACGGAGGCCGACAUACAGAUUCAUGUAACUGUGAUGGGUAUACAAACAGUAUAUUUACUUUAUCAAUAUCUAGUGCUACUCAGGGUGGAUAUAAACCAUGGUAUUUAGAAGAGUGUUCAUCUACAUUAGCCACUACAUACAGUUCAGGAACUCCUGGUCAUGACAAGAGUGUUGCUACGGUUGACAUGGAUGCCAGAUUGAGACCCGAUCGUAUCUGUACCGUAGAACAUACCGGUACAUCUGCUUCAGCGCCAUUAGCGGCUGGUAUAUGCGCGUUAGCCUUAGAAGCAAAUCCAGACUUAACAUGGAGGGAUAUGCAAUAUCUCGUAGUUAUGACAUCUAGACCCCAACCGCUAGAGAAAGAAAGUGGUUGGAUUGUUAAUGGAAUAAAAAGAAAAGUAAGUCACAAAUUUGGUUAUGGCUUAAUGGAUGCUUCUGAAAUGGUAAAUUUAGCUGAACAGUGGGUAUCGGUCCCUCCACAACAUAUUUGUAAAUCACAAGAAAUAAACGAAGACAAAGCUAUAGAUUCUUCCUAUGGAUACACUUUAAAAGCACAUAUGGACGUUACGGGGUGCAGUGGAACUGUAAAUGAAGUUAGAUUUUUAGAACAUGUGCAGUGCAAGAUAUCUUUGAGAUUUUUCCCUAGGGGUAACUUGCGUAUCCUACUCACAUCUCCUAUGGGAACAACAUCGACAUUAUUAUUUGAACGACCUCGAGAUGUAGUAAGUUCCAAUUUUGAUGACUGGCCUUUCCUAAGUGUACAUUUCUGGGGUGAGCGAGCAGAAGGUAGAUGGUCCCUUCAAAUUGUAAACGCUGGUAAUAGACAUGUUAACCAGCCUGGUAUUUUAAAGAAAUGGCAGUUAAUAUUCUAUGGAACUAAUGUUGAUCCUGUUCGAUUUAGUACGAAACGACCGUCGGCUUUGGGACCUCCUUUCGGUUUCCCAACUGGAGUAGAUGGCUACGAUACAGUCGGGGAUUCUUUUUAUAAUACUGACGCGUUUACCAAUUACCAGAACUUUCCUUCAUUAUUUGCUGCUGGAUCUGAUCCAGAAAAAGCAAUAGCCCGUCUUGACGGACAUAAUAUCCCUUCAACGCAUGGGGAGAAUGUCCUCGCUGAUAGUAAUGAUAAGCGUGUCAUGCAUGACUGUGAUCCCGAAUGCGAUGCCCAAGGAUGCUAUGGAAAAGGACCUACACAAUGCAUCACCUGCAAGCACUAUAGACUUGACGAUGCUUGUGUUUCUCGAUGCCCACCGAGAAGUUUUGCAAACCAAGGAGGAGUGUGCUGGCCAUGUCACGAGUCAUGUGAAACUUGCAUUGGACCUGGACAAGAUUCUUGUUUGACUUGUGCCCCCGCACAUUUAUUGGUUGCUGACUUAGCCGUCUGUUUGCAACAAUGCCCUGACGGAUACUAUGAAGACAGUGAUGCAUCUGUUUGUCGGGCAUGUGCUAUGCAUUGUUCGACAUGUUCUGAUAGAGCCGAUGCUUGUACCUCAUGUGAACAUCAUCUUGUUUUAUACAAUGGUACUUGUUGUGCGUCUUGUCCACCCACAACAUACGAAACUGAAGAUGAUUCUUGCGCUAGUUGUCAUACGUCGUGCGACACGUGUAUGGGACCAGGACCAGUCCAGUGUAUUACUUGUCAUCCAUCAAAUUACAUCCUUGAUGGACGCUGCAUUAACUCAUGCCCGAGUGGAUAUUACGCCGAUAAGAAACGGAAAGAAUGUCUAAAAUGUCCAGUUGGUUGUUCCAAUUGCUUAAGUUCAUUUUGCUUAAGUUGCGACACUAAUUGGGAAUUAAAUAAAAAGGGUAAAUGUCUCCCCGUUGGCAAUGAUCGUUGCAGUGCUGGUGAAUUUUCUUCUAGCAACGUUUGUCAAAACUGUAAUGAAGCGUGUGAUACAUGCUAUGGCGAAGAAGAAAAGAAUUGCUUAACUUGCCCCGCUCCACAUCUCUUGCAGAACUACAAAUGCGUGUCUGAAUGUGGCCGUGGGUACUAUCCAGAAGCGGGUAGAUGUGCGAAAUGUGUUCAUGGGUGUUCCCAAUGUGCAUCAAGACUUAAUUGCACUAGCUGCGAAGGAUCUUUGCGAUUACAAUCAGGGGCUUGUAGGACUUCGUGUGCCGAAGGGUACUACGCGGACCGUGGAGUAUGUUCUAAGUGCUACCUGUCAUGUCGGACCUGCAGCGGUCCAAGACGGGAUCAGUGCGCUUCUUGCCCGUCUGGUUGGAGGCUAGCAGCUGGAGAAUGUUAUCCUGAGUGCCCACAAGGUUUCUAUAAAACGGAAGACGGUUGCCGCCACUGCCACCACUAUUGCCGUGAAUGUGAUGGCUCUGGGCCUCUACAUUGCAAAUCGUGUCCACCUGGCUUUAUGUUAGAUGGCGGGCUUUGUAUGGAGUGUCUGGGCUCACAGUAUUACGACAAAAGCAGUGGAACGUGUCAUAGCUGUCAUGAUUCGUGUAGAACGUGUUCUGGGCCGGGACAGUUCAGUUGUACCGGGUGCUCGCGACCUUUGAGGUUUGAUAGAUUAAACAACCAAUGUGUACCGUGUUGUUCCGAGUCUAACCAAGCUGCUAAUUCAACCCCAGCAUCGACACCCGACUGCUGUCACUGUCACCCUGACACUGGUGACUGCAUAAACUCAUCCGUGGCGGGAAAGCGGCGUAUAGCAGAGUGGGGUGCCCUUCAAAGCGCCAAUGAUACUCCAGCAAAAACACCUCUUAAUCCAGGAAUGAUGUUGCUGGUAUUUAUCGCUGCUGGAACUAUUGUGGUCGGGCUUAUGGCUGUACAGUUGCAUUGGACGAAGCGGCAACGUCGCGACAGCAAGCAGGGAGCGAUUUAUUCGCCGCUCGCUUGCAGUGAUGACGGUGACGUCACGGUCUUUGCGUCCCGUACUGCCGUCCCUGUGUGCGAGCGGGACAGCGAAUGUCUCGAUCAUGAACACGAAUCACUUCUAGAACAUUCCACAUAG